UGACCAAGACUGGCUUAGAAGGCUUUUUACCAAGAAAAUGGGGACUGACAAGGAAAACCCAGUCCUGAGAAAUGUGCUCAUCACCUUCAACUUGUUACUGCUAGGCGCCAUUCUCAAGCCUUUUGAGUGCCGACUAGAAGUGACAACAGAGGCAACCAAGAGGCCAGUGAUGGAUGAGGAAGGCAAUGUUGCCAACUGCAGCCCAGCCAUCAAAGAGCAGCCCAUGGUCUUUCACCACAUCUACAACAUCAACGUCCCCCUGGACAGCUGCUGUUCCUCAAUAUUCAAGUCUUCGGCAGAGGAGGUGAGUUCAGAAGACGACAGGAUGGCGGAGUAUGCAGAGACCUCAGACAGCGAGAGCCAGGUCACCUUCACCCACAGGAUAAACUUCCCCAAGCAGGCCUGCAAGUGCUCCACCUCCUUCCCGUCCAUGCAGGAUCUGCUGAGCAGAAUUGAGAUGCUGGAGAGGGAGGUCUCCAUUCUCCGGGACCAAUGCAACUCCAAUUGCUGCCAAGAAAAUGCAGCCACAGGGCAGCUGGAUUUCCUGCCGCCCUGCAGCGGGCACGGCAACUUCAGCCUGGCAGCGUGUGGCUGCGUCUGCGAUGAGGGCUGGGUGGGCAGCAACUGCUCGGAGCCCCGCUGCCCUGGGGGCUGCUCACACCGCGGUGCCUGCGUCGAGGGCCAGUGCAUCUGUGACGGCGGCUAUGGCGGCGAUGACUGCUCCGAGCGCCGUUGCCCUGCCGCCUGCCGUGACCGAGGCCUCUGCGUGGACGGUGCCUGCCUCUGCGAGGAGGGCUUUGCCGGCGAUGACUGCAGCUGGCCCCAUUGCCCCAACUCCUGCAGCGGCCGUGGCGCCUGCCUCCAGGGACUCUGUGCCUGCGAGGACGGCUACGCAGCACCUGACUGCUCCACAGUGGCACCACCAGAAAACCUGCGUGUGGCUGGUGUGGGCGAUGACAGUGUGGAGCUGGUGUGGGAUGGCCCAGCGGCAGCGGCAGAGUUCGCGGUCUCCUAUGAGCCAGCGGGACCUGGGGGCGGCCGGCUGGAGCAGCGGGUGCCCGGUGACUGGAGAGCAGUGACCAUUCGAUCACUGGAGCCUGGUGUUACCUACAACCUCAGCAUCUACGCCAUUGUUGGCAACGUCCGCGGUGCCCCUGCCACUGCCAAGGUGACAACCCACCUUGCCACGCCACAGGGGCUGAAGUUCAAGACCAUCACCGAGACAACUGCUGAGGUGCAGUGGGAGCCCUUCUCCUUCCCCUUUGAUGGCUGGGAAAUCAGCUUCAUCCCCAAGAACAACGAAGGCGGUGUGAUUGCGCAGCUCCCCAGCAGCGUCACCACCUUCAACCAGACGGGCCUGAAGCCGGGUGAGGAGUACACGGUCACUGUGGUGGCCCUCAAGGAGCAAGCGAGGAGCCCCCCUGCGUCUGACAGCGUCUCCACCUUGAUUGAUGGUCCAACCCAGAUCCUGGUGCGGGACGUCUCUGACACUGUGGCCUUCGUGGAGGGGACGCCGCCGCGCGCCAAGGUGGACACCAUCCUGCUGCAGUACGGGCUGGUGAACGGGGGGGGAGGGAAGACCACCUCCCGCCUGCAGCCCCCGCUGAGCCAGUACUCCCUGCAGGCCCUGCGCCCGGGCUCCCGCUAUGAGGUGGCUGUCAGCGGCCUGCGAGGCACCAAUGAGAGUGACGCCGCCCUCACCCACUUCACCACAGAAAUCGAUGCCCCCAAGAACGUGCGCGUGGGAGCCCGGACAGCAGCCAGCCUUGAGCUCGCCUGGGACAACAGCGAGGCCGAGGUGCACAGCUACCGCGUGGUCUACAGCACCCUGGCCGGGGAGCAGUACCACGAAGUACUGGUGCCCCGCGACAGUGGUCCGACGACCAGAGCCACCCUCGCAGAUCUGGUGCCAGGGACUGAGUACGGCAUUGGGAUAUCAGCCAUCAUGGACAACCAGCAGAGUGUGCCAGCCACCAUGAAUGCCAGGACAGAGCUCGACAGCCCUCGGGACCUCCUGGUGACAGCCUCCACAGAGACAUCCAUCUCCCUGGCCUGGACAAAGGCCAGUGGGCCCAUCGACCACUACCGCAUCACCUUCACUCCAGCCUCGGGGAUGGCCUCCGAAGUGACGGUGCCCCGAGACAGGUCACAGCUCACUCUCUCAGACCUGGAGCCCGGGACAGAGUACACCAUCUCGAUCAUAGCCGAGCGGGGACGCCAGCAGAGCCUGGAAUCCACUGUGGAUGCAUUCACAGGAGUCCGGCCCAUCACACAGCUGCACUUCUCUCACGUGACAUCCUCCAGCGUGAACAUCACCUGGAGCGACCCAUCACCACCAGCCGACCGGCUCAUCCUACAGUAUAGCCCACAGGACAAGGAAGAGGCCCAGCAGCUCACACUGGACGGCACCAGGAGACACGCCAGCCUGACGGGGCUGCGGCCAGCCACUGAGUACCAAGUGUCACUGGUGGCUGUGCAUGGCACAAUUAGCUCAGAGCCCAUCGUGGGCUCUAUAACUACAGGGAUCGACGCUCCAAAGGACCUCAGGGUAGGAAAUGUGACCCAGGACUCCAUGAUUGUCUACUGGAGCCCUCCCAUUGCCACUUUUGAUCACUACAGAUUAUCGUACCAGGCCUCCGAAGGGAGAACAGACACCACCGCAAUCCCCAGAGAUGCCACCGAGUACACCCUGCUCCGCCUGCAGCCCGCUACCGAGUACGAGAUCACCAUGAAGAGCGUGCGGGGUCGCGAGGAGAGCGAGCUGGCCUCCCUCACUGCACACACAGCCAUGGAUGCCCCCUUGGGUGUCACUGCCACGAAUAUCACCCCCACCGAGGCCCUGCUGCAGUGGAACCCACCGCUGUCCGAUGUGGAGAACUACAUCAUUGUCCUCACCCACUACAGAGUUGCAGGAGAAACAAUUCUUGUGGAUGGAGUCAACCAGGAGUACCAGCUGACCAACCUUCUCCCCAGUACUACCUACACAGUCACCAUGUAUGCUACCAAUGGGCCUUUCACCAGCCAGACCAUCAGCACCAACUUUACAACUCUUUUGGACCCUCCGACAAAUCUGACUGCAAGCGAAGUCACCCGACGGAGCGCCCUUCUGUCCUGGAUGCCUCCAGUGGGGGAGAUUGAGAAUUACAUCAUGACCUACAGAUCAACUGAUGGAAGCCGGAAGGAGCUGAUUGUGGAUGCCGAAGACACCUGGAUCCGCCUGGAGGGCCUUUCGGAGACAACAGAGUACACCGUGCGCCUGCAGGCUGCCCAAAACGCCGUGCGGAGCGGCUUCACCUCCACCACCUUCACCACAGGCGGUCGCGUCUUUGCUAAUCCUCAGGACUGCGCCCAGCACCUGCUGAAUGGUGACACGCUGAGCGGGGUUUACACCAUCUCCGUCAACGGCGACCUUGGCCAGAAGGUGCAGGUGUACUGCGACAUGGCCACGGACGGAGGCGGCUGGAUUGUAUUCCAGAGGCGGCAGAAUGGGCUGACAGAUUUCUUCCGGAAGUGGGCAGACUACCGGAUUGGCUUUGGAAACCUGGAAGAUGAAUUUUGGCUGGGCUUGGACAACAUCCACAAGAUCACCUCCCAGGGGCGCUACGAACUGCGGAUAGACAUGCGGGACGGCCAGGAGGCAGCGUACGCCUACUACGACAAGUUCUCCAUCGGCGACUCCAGGAGUCUGUACAAGCUCCGAAUAGGAGAAUACAACGGCACCUCCGGGGAUUCCCUCACCUAUCACCAAGGCCGCCCCUUCUCCACCAAGGACAGGGACAACGAUGUUGCUGUGACCAACUGUGCCAUGUCAUACAAAGGGGCCUGGUGGUACAAGAACUGCCACCGGACCAACCUCAAUGGAAAGUACGGCGAGUCCCGUCACAGUCAGGGGAUUAACUGGUACCAUUGGAAAGGCCACGAGUUCUCCAUACCCUUUGUGGAAAUGAAGAUGCGACCCUACAACCACCGUAACAUCUCCGGGAGGAAGCGACGGUCCCUACAGCUCUGAGGAAGCAGGAGCCCUCUCCCACUUCCCACCACCUGACCUUUUCUGUCAUUUGUAUUUUAUAAUAUGAAAAGGGAAAAAAAUACUCCUCUGAGAUAGCAAUCUGCCCCUCACUAGUCCUGGAGGGAACCAUGGUAUAAGUAAGGGCCAUGGAAAAGGAAAGACCUCAUUGCUUUGCAUCAGUCCCAGAGAAAUAACAAAUUUCCAGGCUUCCUGCCCCAAAACCUUUGCCCUUAACAUGAAAAGAAA
This is a messenger RNA of Tinamus guttatus (white-throated tinamou), 4255 nucleotides long. The record is from RefSeq and is a predicted model, not a curated record. Lineage: Eukaryota; Metazoa; Chordata; Aves; Tinamiformes; Tinamidae.